UAAUGCCCAGAAACAAUUGGAAGAGAUUCGAUCACGUACAACAGUAGCAGCUGAAAGUUUUUAAAUCUGUGAUUUACAAUACAUUGGAGAAAGAAAGAAGUCUACUGAGUCAAGUUUCAUAUCUUAUUUUUAACAUUUGAACAAAAAUGGUUUACUUACUCGUUUUUUCCAUCUGUUUUGCUGUAAUCCUCGCAUUAGUAGCUUUAUAUCGCUACGGAAAGAUACAAACUCAACAUUUAAUUGUUUCAUUUUCUGUUAUGAUUGCGUGGUCUUUUUCUUUUAUGAUAGUCUUCACCAUUCCUUUAGAUGUGACUUCUACAGUUUAUCGUCAAUGCAAACAAGAACACAAUAUUUCAAUUCAAGUAGACAAAAUAUUUAACAGUUCAUCUAAUAUUAAAAAUGAAACAGGAGACGAAUCGUCUUUUCCAUGCCAAAAACCUUGGGGUAUGGUUUCUGAUGAAGUUUUUCCAAAGUUAUGGCGAAUAAUCUACUGGUCUACACAAUUUUUGACAUGGCUUAUCAUGCCAAUGAUGCAAUCGUACUUAAAAGCUGGUGAUUUUAAUGUAAAGAGAAAACUGAAGGCAGCUCUCAUUGACAACGUUAUCUACUAUGGAUCAUAUUUGUUCAUUUGUGGCAUAUUACUGCUUGACUUAGCAUUAAAUCCAAAAGUUUACUUGGAUUGGCCUAAACUUAAAGCAAUCGCCUCCUCGGCAUCUAAUACUUGGGGUUUGUUUCUUCUCAUCUUGCUGUUGGGAUACGGUUUAGUUGAAACUCCUCGUAGUUUUUGGAACAAUGCCAAGCCCGGAUAUUCUCUAAAUUAUGCCUAUUUCAAAUUAUCGAAAUUGUAUACAGAAAAAGUUGAAGCCGAAGAGAAUGUAGACGAUGUCCUUGAAUCGCUGCAAGCAGCAAAUCAUGCUAUUCCUAAUCAUCAUGAUCAACGCCCAAAUAUUGAAACUAUACUUAAAAAAGUUCCUACAGAGUUGCUUGAUAAAGCGGAAAGAAAUGUACGGCGUGAUGAUUCUCCGUCAACUGUUCCCUCUGAAAAAGCAUUAACACGGAUUCAUAAAUUAGUCAUCAAAUCCCUUCAAACCCUCCAAAGAGCUGAAGCACUCUGGAAUAUCCAAGUAAACAAAGUUCUGCACUUAGAAGAUAUCGCAAGGAAUAUGAAUUCAGUGGACAGGCACUUUAAAUCGGAAUUCACCAAAAACCGAUCAAAAUUUGUUCAAAUGAUCUAUACACCGAAACUUGAAUGGUAUUGGGAAUGUUUUGUAAAGCCUCCUUGCCUAAAAGUUUUAUGUUUCAUAACAGCAUUUUUAUCAUUCUUGGUGGUAUGGAGCGAAAUUACUUUUUUCAGUCGAGAACCAGUACUCUCGUUCUUUGCACUGUUACUAGAGGAGGCAAAAGGAUCGUAUAACUUUGUACAAAUAGAGCUACUUUCGAUGAUAACCUUAUGCUAUCUCUGCUACUGUGCUUAUUCAACAGUUUUUCGUAUCAAAUUUUUGAAUCUUUAUUACUUGGCUCCGCACCAUCAAACCAAUGAGCACAGUUUGCUGUUUAGUGGAAUGCUUUUGUCACGUCUGACGCCUCCUUUGUGUUUAAAUUUUUUAUGUCUUGUUCAUAUGGAUAGUCAUAUAUUGCGGGUUAGAAUACAAGAGACGGCAUAUACGCAAGUUAUGGGCCAUAUGGAUGUACUAGGAAUAAUUUCAGAUGGUUUCAAUAUUUAUUUUCCACUGUUUUUGCUUGCUUUCUGUUUAGCUACAUAUUUUAGAAGCUUAGGGGGAAACGUUCUGAAUGCAUUAGGUUUCCAGCAAUUUAUAGAGAAUGAAACGAUCGUUGCAGAGUUUAUACAGGAAGGCAAAGAUUUAAUGACACGCGAGAAGCGGAAAAGACAAAGAGCUGAAGAAGCUAGCAAUCGUCGCAGAGAUAACCGCGAUAGGAGUAUGCGAGAUUUAUCUAGUUCCAUCUAUGGUCGUUCGUCUGUUUUCCGUGAACCGGGAGAUGGCCUAUUACGAGACAACAAUGUCAUAGAUUACAGCACAACCAGUGACAUAGAAAUGCGACAUAGUUUAUCUGAUGAGAUACAUGAACGAUUUGGUAUAAGCACUCAAAUCUGUAGUCAACCAACCAUUGAGUUUCGUGGCUAUGAGACUGCUACCGAUGAAGAUGAAGAAAAACGUAACAUAGGCCCUCCAAGAGGGUUGUUUGAUGAUGUUUAAUUUUUUAA
Messenger RNA from Culicoides brevitarsis, 2224 nucleotides. RefSeq names its product LMBR1 domain-containing protein 2 homolog. The record is from RefSeq and is a predicted model, not a curated record. Gene Ontology annotation, cellular component: membrane. The transcript has 2 exons. Lineage: Eukaryota; Metazoa; Arthropoda; Insecta; Diptera; Ceratopogonidae. Bases 147 to 2216 code for a protein of 689 amino acids.